AUGACCACCGAGAAGAAGGACAAGAUGGAGGCGCAAAUCAAGUCCGUCGACAUGACGGAAGAUAUGCAGCAGGAGGCCAUCGCGCUUGCAAUCGAGGCCAUGGAGAAGUAUCACAUUGAGAAGGACAUUGCACAGUAUAUCAAGAAAGAAUUCGAUUCUCGGAAGGGUGCCACCUGGCACUGCGUUGUUGGACGGAACUUUGGAAGCUUUGUCACUCAUGAGACCAAGCACUUCAUCUACUUUUACCUCGGCCACUGUGCCAUUCUCCUGUUCAAGACCCAGUAA
This is a messenger RNA of Penicillium macrosclerotiorum, 285 nucleotides long. RefSeq names its product dynein light chain DYN2. Lineage: Eukaryota; Fungi; Ascomycota; Eurotiomycetes; Eurotiales; Aspergillaceae. The transcript has 7 exons. Gene Ontology annotation, cellular component: cytoplasmic dynein complex. Gene Ontology annotation, molecular function: dynein light intermediate chain binding; dynein intermediate chain binding. The coding region runs from base 1 to 285 and encodes 94 amino acids. Gene Ontology annotation, biological process: cilium assembly; microtubule-based process. The record is from RefSeq and is a predicted model, not a curated record.